Molecule: messenger RNA, 1866 nt
Organism: Acytostelium subglobosum LB1
Lineage: Eukaryota; Evosea; Eumycetozoa; Acytosteliales; Acytosteliaceae
Exons: 3
Coding region: 1-1866 (621 amino acids)
Molecular function (GO): DNA binding
Source: RefSeq, a predicted model, not a curated record
AUGCAAAAGUCUAGUUCAUGCGGUAGUCUUGUACCCAAACCAUGUAACUAUGACAACUGCUGUAUAUGUGCAUAUGGUCCACCACCAUCAUUCUUCACCUCUGCACCCACAUGGGCUGAUAUAUGUUACAUUGCACUAUACUGUCUUACACUUUCCAAGAGGGAUAUCAAGUAUUUCCAUAUCAAGAAGGAUAUUUGUACAUUUAUCGAUGCCCAUUAUGAAUCCAUAUGUAUGAGGAAAAGAACAUCAAUAUGGAGACAAACUGUUAAUAUGACGUUGUCACAUCCUCAGUACUUUGAGAUGUUUCAACAAGAGAGUGCAUUGGAGAAUGGUAGAAAGGGUUACUACGGCUUGAAACAGAUGCAUGACCCUUAUGAGCACACCGCACUCAACUUGAGAAGUAGGAGAAAGAGAAGACAUGAGCAGAAGAUACACCAGGAUGAGUUGAAGAAGUCCGUCAGCUUCCAAUCGACCCUCUCGCCCACCAAGGGUCAAGCACCUCUCGCUCAGAUCCUCGGAUCAAUCUACAGUUCUCCUCAAUUCCUUCACAGUCGCUCCACUGUCAACCUACAACAACAACAACCCGCUGUUGCUGCUCUAGACAACAAACAGUUCCCAACUCCCAACUUUGACAUCAACGUCAAUCAUAACAAUGAGCAUCAACAUCAGCAUCAACAAACACUCAAGAAACAACUCACCAGUCCAUCAUUCUUUACUCACUCCAAGCCACCCAUCGCAUCACCAAAGCCACUUAACCCAUCAUCAUUAAUGGAUACCUCCUCCUCAUCACCCAUAACAACUACAACUUCAUCAACAAGUGCCUCAGGCAAGAACAACAACAAUGGCAUUGCCAAUCUACUGAACUCUGAUGAUGAUGAUGAAUCGCCCAGCGUCACAUCAACCAAACAUUUUCACUCGACUCCAUCACCAUCAAUCACAAACACAAUCACCAACUCUGCCAUCAACACAUCAACCAACAACAUCAACAAACUUUUAAAUCACCGCUUAUCAAUCGACUCCAACUCAUCAGCCAUUAUCACUCCAUGCCUCAGUGCCUCGACAUUUGGCUCACCCAGCCAGUCAACUGGUCGACUCGCCAGUAUCCUCUGUGGCGAGGAGGAAGCCCACAACAUGAUGACCGAACGUGAGGUGCCAAGUCUCUUUAGCUCGUCCAUUGGCAAGUUGAUCAUUGAGAAGAACCUGCCUCCAUUAUCCACCGUCAACAAGAGUGCAGUUCAGUUACCACCCAGAACUCAAUCCCCCGAGCAACAACCGAUGCAACAGCAACAGCAACACUCGUCUCCCUUACAACAAACACCUCAACAUUCUCCACAAGAGGCUCCCCAAUCAAUGUGGCCAUCAAAGUCCACAUCGUCUUCUUCGAAUACAAUGAUGAUGGAGGAUGAUGAGUGCGGCAUGGACGAGGAGGACGAUGACUCACCAAAGAAGCGCAUGAGGAAGACCACACGACCUGAUGAGAAGGGCUUGCUUGAGAAGUACUAUCAGCUACACUACGGCUCCAACGCCAAGCACUGCAAGGAGGAGUUGAACAUCCUAUCGGCAACACUCAACUGGAAGAUCAAUCGUAUCCAGCGAUGGCUAGACAAUCGCCGCACCAAGGACAAGCUGAGAUCACUUCGUGCCACCCAAGAGCGUAACUUUAUAUUUGCUGGAGCUGGAGCACAUCAUCAACAACCACCUCAACAACAAUCAAUUCACCAUGCCAAUGAUAUCAUGGCACCAUCCAUAUCACCAACAACAAUCCAAUUCAACGCCAGAUCACAUCACUACUCACACUUUAGCGAGGCAAAGAACAGUGGCUUAGUUCCAACAUCAAGCUACAGCAUCAACAGUCUGCUUAACUAA